This is a messenger RNA of Cryptotermes secundus, 6972 nucleotides long. RefSeq lists its product as uncharacterized. NCBI's taxonomy places the organism in Eukaryota, Metazoa, Arthropoda, Insecta, Blattodea, Kalotermitidae. Gene Ontology annotation, molecular function: signaling receptor binding. Bases 313 to 5712 code for a protein of 1799 amino acids. The record is from RefSeq and is a predicted model, not a curated record. The transcript has 12 exons.
UGCACUGACUGGCAGUUCGUGGGUAUAGAAAAUGGAUGGGAAGUGUGGGAAGUGUAGUUGUAAAAUACGAUAAGGUAUGUCGCUUCGGGGGAAGCAAUUUGCGUGUACGUGAGAAACUGACGUACAUGCAUAAAUUAAACUUUUGGAGAUGAGGAGUAGAAGAAAUAACUCGUAAAAGUCAGCAGGGGCCAUAAAACACGACUGAGGAGUGAGAUGUUUGCUGACCACAGCGGCUUGCCCGAAUGAUGGUCUUUGGGUGAUGAGAUUGUGACAGGGUUAACUGUCUCGGUGUAAAAUUGCACGGGGGAAAUAAUGGAUACAGGAGACACUGGACAUUCUGCGUGGUUCCAGACACGCGUGAAAGUACUGGUGCGCUCGUUACGGGCGCAACAGGGGGCGUCCUCAUCGCCGCAGUGGGGCGACCGUGUUAAAGAGGAGGACGCGUCAUCAUCAUCAUCAUCUUCAUUGCCAUCAGAGCGACGUUCCUUGCAAUUGGGACGGUCUCUGGCCAGCCGCUGGAAUCAGUACUCGCCUGGUCCCCUCCGACGUCUCAAGAAGUUCUUCAGCGUCACUUCUGAACGAGGACACGACGACUGGGAUUCUGAGAGCAAAGAUACGAGGAACGUGAAUGUUGAUGAUGGAAGGAAUUAUCUGGAAACCGUCGGUGAGUCGCCUGUAGCUACUGUUUCUGAAGAUACAUUCACGAAACCGCGGAUAAACACUAACGGGCUUAAUGAAGUACACCAAAACACUUUCCCCGAAGAACUGAUUGUUAGUGACCGUUCGGAAGAUCUCCAAAAGGAACGCAGCAGUGAUUCUCCUUACAAUCCACACCCAGAUCAGUUAUACGAUAAAGAAAAUUGUACACAUUCCAAAACCUUAAUUCCCGCUGCAGAACGUCUACACAUUCCAUUAGAACAUAAUCCUGAGGAACCAACAUCCUACAUUCCAAGUAAGUCCGCUACAGAAUGUGAUGAAGUCAUAUGUAACACGCCGAAACAGCAACACGAGUUCAAUAAAGAGUUUUACAUUUUGACUACGGCUUCUGACGACGACGAAAGCCGGGAAUGCUGGCAACAAGGCGAGAUGACGCAAUGGAGACUUACCGACAAUGACGCCUGCACUGCCAAAGGGCGGGCGACGGAUGUUCGCGACGGCACGAACGAUUCUGCUGUAGUAUCGAAGGAAUUCGCUUUGUAUCAAGGACUUUCUGGUACCGACACUUCGGGCGACAAGUUAGCGACACUCAUUAACGGAAAGUUGGGUGAAUGUGUGGUGAAGACUUUAGCAGGUGAGAAGCAAUCAGGUGCGGCUCUGCCGCUUGCUGCAAGUGUCGGUUCUACUAUGUCACUGAGUGCGAAGACGAAAUGUUCACAUGAACCACAAGACAGUGUGUGUGAUGAAGGGAUGAAGGGUAUGUCUGUGGUACGGGAAUGUUCAGUGGUUGUGGCGAAACCCGACAUGGAAACCCGUGUCGUAGGGUCUGAUGCUGAUGAACUAGACUGUUCCACAAUGUCAGUCCCUAGUAUUGUGCUGGACCAACCGCCAUCCACUGAGCACCCAACUUCCUCCGGAUUGUCGUCAUCAGAUUCACAGGGACCCCAACGACCCCCGAAACUUCAACUCCAUAUAGCAAGUACCUGUUCCCAGUCACCUGCUCGCAAAUCGCCGGUAACCGUUCAGGAAUGGGUUGACUCACUGCCGUUACAUCAUCGGGGCGAGGAAGAAGGAGGGGACGACACACCACUGGAAGAGUCAGAUGAUCACCUUGGCCUUGGCCUUGGUGCAGAAGCUGGACUUCUGUACGAUGCUCUACCAGCAGUCACUGUUGUCAGUCCAGCUGAGCCUCAUACAAACACAGCUUCAGUUAGUAAAGUCACUUCAGCAGCUCACCUGGUGCGGGAACCAUCAGUUCAGUCUGACGUGACGUCACACACAGGCAGCCAUUGUUCUAGUGUAGAGUCAUUCUUAGAGUCAAGACGUCCGGAUCCUGAGGAAAUACUGUUGGGCCUCGGAUUUGGAGGGCCAGUAGGGGGUGAUGGCAGCGUUGACACCGAAGUAUCGCGUAUUCCACGCCGCUUCCUGCAGCCAUCCAAGGUGAAGGGUGUUGCAAUAAACAACUUCCUCCGUCACCAACAGGACCUCAUCGAGACCUUUGAGUCAGGUUUUUGUGGGUAUCGGGGACUAACAGGUUCAUCCCACACUCCUCCAUCUGUGAUUGUGGCAAAAAUAAUGGAGAAGCUGCGUGAACAUGAGCGUGAGAAUAUUCCACCUCCUUCAGUGGUAUCUGCUCCAGUUAUUGGUAACAAUGGAUCUACAUCACCUUCUCUGUCUAUUGCCUCAAACAAAUUUUCACGAGCUGCCCGUCGCGUCUUGACUCGUACCUCAGUACUGGGUGCUCUACCGUUUAUUGCAAGGCAACAGCAACAGAGCGUACUGACACCAGACAACAGACGCUUUCUUGACAACCAAGGCAGCAAAUCUCCUGAAGUUCCCCGGAAACGUAUGAUCAUUGGUCAUCGAAGCUACACCUUCAGCUGUGAUGGUGACCUCAUCGAACUUGACCCUGUUGCACCCACAACUCCAACUCAGAACUUCACCCCUAAACCCAAACCACUCGUACAUAAGGAUUCUGUGUUGUCCACUGCAACUAGCCUCAGCUUCACCAGUAUCGACAGUGACAGCGAUACUGAUGAUCGCAGCAGUAUCUUUGUGGUUCAGCCCAGGCACAACAUUAUUCAUGAGCACCCAACAAAUUCUACUGUGAAGUCCAAUCGUUUCCCUUCCCCUAGCAUCUCGCCAGAUACCGUAGCUGAGAAACCUAUACCACAGAAGGUUUACCCGCUGUACCCCAUCUCUAGCAAACGUAUGUCUUCCACAAGUUUGAGCAGCUGGGAAUCAGAAGCGGUACUCUUGCCCAUAAUGUCCCAUUCUGAUGUUUGCAGUGGUGCCAGACAUCAGUUUACUGAAGAACAUGUGACAGAACUCCCUGAAGAGAAUGAUGGGGUGUCAAGAAUGGUCACGAAACAUUACAGUCACUUCCAUUCAAGUCCGGAAGGCCCUCUCUCAGUGUCUUGGCCAAUGAGGUAUGAAUCGAUAGACGAGAAUGUAGAGCUGAAGCCUGAUUUAUCAGAGGAUCUUUCUGCCAGUAAACAAUCUCAAGAUGUACCCUGUGAGAAAAAGGCUGACAGACAGAGUGACAGUCAUGUCACAAAUGAAGAGCAGGAUACAAAAAUUAACAGUGGUUAUGAACCAGAAUGCAGGGAGAAAGCUGCUCACGUUGAAUGUCAGUCUGGAAGUGAAAAUGGAAGUGACGAGAGAUACGCAGUGGACGGUGUCUCAGCUCCAUCUGGUGUCCAGAGAAGUAGUAAAACACUGGAGGAACAGAUGGAGAUUCAGACAGAUGUUAUCAGCUUGCUGCAGAUUCGUAGGGGUAGCUUCAAGCGGCAGCAGCGUAUCUUGGAUGAGGAGGAACCUUUAGACGUGUCAGUCAGUGAUAGCGCAGAAGUAACGGAGCAGUGUGAAAAUUCAUCAGACAUGUCACAUAAGGAAACACAACCAUUAGGACUGGAGUUGGAUUAUGCAAAGAGCACACAUGAUGCGAAAGAGGAGACAGAACAGGGAUGUGCAUAUGGCUCACUUGUGCCUGUUGAUGAAAUGUUACCAUUAGAAAAUUCAAGAAUGGAGGAACACAGGUUACAGAAAAUUCAUUGUGUCAGCAAUGCAAAAGGUGAAGACCCUAUACAAGAAACUCAGAAAGUUGAAAUGGUACAAGAAGAAAAGACUGGUUUAUAUCUAAAAGAUGAAGAAUUAAUUGAGGGUAUAAAUUUUGCAAAAGAACAAACAGGGGAUGAAUUUCAAUGUGCAGAAAACAUAGAGCAGCCUCAGGAUAUAGAUCUACUUCACGUAUCCAGCGUGGGUGCCAAAGGCGAUUCUUUUGAAAUGGAGGAGAUUUGCACAUGUGGUGAAGAGGAGGCCGGGAUGACACUGUUAUCACGAGCCUGGUCAGACAGCAGCGGCUUCCUGGAUGGUGAUUCUGAAACGUACCUCUCAAGACAAAACGGCCACAACACGGAUGGCACUAUAAUCGGCUCUGAAUCUAGUCAAUGUGGUGGCCCAAGUGGAACAAGCAAUGAGGCAACACAAAUGACUAACAAAACAAUGUCUUCCAGUGACCUUGAAGUCACUAUUGUACCUUCUUGCUCUUCAUGUGAUAUUCUAAACAGUGACUUAGUUGUAAGUGUGAAUCCUUGUGGUGAAACGCAAGUUUCUAUGGAGUGUCCAACUGAUUCCAGCAUAACUAGUCCUACUAAAGAAUGUACACUGAGAAGUGAAAUCGGGUUAAGUGCAAUAAACCAGCAGAAUUUGCCAAACAGUUUAUUUCAAGAACUCAGUAGUGUAAAUGACUUGUUAGAUCAACGUAAUGUCCCCUGUGUUCAGGAACACGUUUGUGAUGCAAAUGGUUCAUGUGCAAUAUUACACGAACGCCAGAGAUCCUCGGAGAACAUAAGCAUUGCAGAAGUGACACACAAACAGAACAGUUUUCUAAUAAAUAGUGCCACCACAAAGGAAGCAAAUGCUCACAAUUUUCAUGUUUCUAAUAACGUGGUUCCAUGUGAGAGAAGUUCUGUAUCUCCGAGACUACAGACUUUUACACGUGCAUAUCAAGAUAGUUCCUCAGAAAGAACAUUACCAGGGAAUCACAUUCCUCAGAACCAACCAUCAGUGUGUACUGACGAUGAUCUAACGCGUCAUCGGACCAUGUCUCUCCAUACCAUACAUCAUAGAAACAGCUUAUUGUUUGGGAGGGUGCGUAGGGUUAGGUCAGCUCCUCAUUGCUUACAACAUUUGGCAUCGAGCGAUGACAUGAUGCACUGCAGCAGCUGGAGCAGCGUCAGCAACAUGUUUAGUUUCUGCAGCGAUGAAAGUGUCAUUCAUGUUGGUCUGCAAAAGUCAGGUUCAAGUCGGACCAAUGAAAAACGCCCGAGUGACGGUCUUUGCAAACCAGAGGUAGUGGCAGAACGUGAAAGUGGGAUUAUUGAUGUCGACGCGAAGGACGCGAGUGAUUCCACGAGCAACACGCGCUAUCUCAAACCGUGUGCUGUUCCCUGUGUUAGGAAUACAAGAAGCAGCUUAUCAGAUGUUACUGUGACAGGUCUGAACCAGUUGGUUGGAGAGUUGGCAGACAGAGGCUGGGACAUAACUAUGGGGACAGAUCCGUCACACUUUGCAUGCCACACUGACGAGCAGCAGCUGCUGCAUCUGCAAGGGAAUGCCGUGCGGGCAGGUCUUGCAGCAUAUGGCCAUCAGCUAGUAGGCGAGCGAGCCAAUGAGCAGAAUGGUCGCCAUGAAGUAGCUGAAGUAAGCAAAGAACUUCAGACUGUUAGGGAGGUUCGUGACAGAAUUGCUGCUGAGUUACGACAUGUAGCAGAUCUUCUAGAGGAACAGCCACCACACAGAGCUGUCAACAUCACUGGCCAGAUGGCAGUGCUGUUGCGUGAACAGACUCGCCUCUGCCAACAGCUGGAAGCUUUGAGCUCUGAAUCAUCCCCUUCAAUUUAUGUGGAGCCUCCUCCUUGUUGCUCAGUUCUUGAGGCUGUCAGAGAAGAGAACCGUCACCUGCAGACCAUGGUGGAGAGGAACUCUCAAGAACUGAAGGAGAUUCGCCAACUUUUGAAGGAACUUGUGGCUGUGAAGAAUUCACAGCGUUGAAAACAGAACUUGCCAUUUUGUAAAGCACCUUUUAAUGGUGUUGGGACUGUUCACUAAAACUUCUGGACACAAGAAAAUGCUGGCCAAUAAUUGGAUACCUGAUGAUAAGCUUGCCAGAAGUUGUUCUUGAACUGUGUUCCUAGUCCAGUCUGAGCCCAGUGUACCAGAGGUUGAAAUCUAACAAAUAUACAGGUUUCCAAACUGUUAACUACAAUGAUCAGACGAAUAAAGUGAAAAUUUUUACCCAUAAGUACUAAUUUAUGUUUAACUGGGUGUGCCAUGAACAAUUUACUUAAGAAGUUGAUAGCAGGAUAUAGGAAGUUUCUAGUACUGCAAGCAUGUACAUAUUUUAAAACUUAUAUUUUAUUUCUGAACCAUAAACAAAUACAGAAAAUCAUUUAUUUUAUGACUGAUUUUAUAUUUCCUAAUGACAUUUUAACUGAAAGUACAGUAUUUUGGUGUUGGUCCACAGAAAUAAGCCUUAAAUUAAAGUAUGAUGCUAAAGACAGUGAUGAAAAGCAUAUAUUUUUGACCAUAACAUUUGUUUUCAGAUGAUUCUGGUGCCUUGUUGCAGGACAAUGGACUUUUCAUUCAAAGGGUUCUGCAUUAUAUCAGUGUACACGUUUUCCUGCUCAGAGAAUGAACCAUGUUCACUUCUACGAAUGAUAAAUCUUUAGGAAUGUGAGAAAGAAUAGUCCCCCCUCUUCACUUCACGGGGUACAAACUCACUUGGGGCCCACCCAGCUUCCUGUUUAAUGGGUGUCAGGGGCUAUUUCCUUGAGGGGGUAAAGCGGCUGGGGCGUGAAGGUGACCACUCACCUCCAUCUAGAGCAGAGAUUAAAAAUGCAUACAGCUAUACCUGCACUCCCCCAUACACUGAAUGACAUUGUGCUUAAUUGUGCUUAAUUACAGCUUUACCCUCUUCCAGGAAACAAAGCAACACGUGUGAUAUUUCAAAUAAUUUUAGGCUACUUUUCGUUGCUAAAAACUCCUGAACCAACUAACACAUUUUGAUGAAAAUUUGUAUAAGCAUUAUCCCACUAUAGGCCACCCCAGCCUCUGGACAUUUUAAAUUCAUACCAUGAGUACUACUAACAAUGUCACCAUCCAAACUUCAGAAGCAACAAUGAUACCAGCACAACUAAAUGCAAGGUCUGCAAAUUUAAUGUGUAACAAAUCUUAAAAAUAAGAAUUGCAAAAUACUUGUCCAGGUAAUGUUUUUGUACAAUGUAAACAGUUAACCAUGUGAAAUUCUGUGCA